AUGGCUUAUCUCGCAUUAUCUGUGCGAUUUCUGAGUCGUCUCAAAAAUAUUGUCAUCAUCCGUGGCUCAUCUGCAUCAGCAUCAUCAUCUACGCGCGCAACCAUGCUGAUGGCGGCAACAGCAGCAGCGGCAUUAUCACGGCACUUCACAUCAUCAGCACACCAUGCGCUUUUGCUGCGUGCUCUCUUCAUCCUCUCUCUUCUCCUGGCGCCUCCCGGACCAUCAUGGCUCUUCCCUCCCUCUCCCGCGGAAACGCUCCCGCGCUACUCGCUCACAGCCACCGCCGACUUCCCCCUCCCCUAUUUCCUCAGCAAUAGCCCCCAGUGGGGCAUGGUGCAAGAGUUUGUUGCGAACAUGCCCAGCGGCUUUAACGAGAAUACGAAUUGGUCCAUCCCUUGGAAGGACUGCAGGGACUGGGAGUGGAGGGAGACUGAUGGUCUCAUAUGCGACUCCAGUAGCCUCGUCACAGCAAUCUUCAUCUCCAACCUAUACGAUCCCAUCCCGACCGUACUCUGGAAACUCACCACCUUGGAGCGCCUAUCAUUGAUUUGGGGACCAAACACGGAUCCACUCCUGUCGCCUGCCAUUUCCGACCUCACCCGUCUCACCUCUCUCUCUUUGAUGCGCGCUCAACUGGGCACAACAGUUCCAAGUGGCAUUCUCACAUUGACCGGCCUCAACACUCUGAGCCUGCGGGACGUGGGACUCACGGGUGCGAUUGCUCCAGAAAUCAGCAAGCUGACUCGACUCAACGACCUUGACUUGUCAUACAACUCGCUGGCAGGACCCCUGCCAACCGUCCUCUGUAUCCCAACCCUCACAAGCUUGGCCUUGACCGUCAACCUCUUCACGUCCAUCCCCGCGGCGGUCUCCGUCAUGAAAAGCCUCAAAAGCCUUCGCUUGGACCGCAACAGACUCUCAGGGUCUAUUCCUCCUCAGAUCAGUGUGAUGAAAGACCUCUAUAACCUGGAACUGCAAGACAACGCGCUGACAGGACCCAUCCCCGCACAACUCUCUGCCUUUCGCUCCUUGAAUUACCUUCGGUUGCAACUCAACAAGCUAACGGGUUCAAUUCCAACAUUUCCACCACUCAUGAAGACAAUCAAUUUGAUGAGCAACCAGCUGGAUGGAAGCGUCCCAAAGUCUAUCGCUUCUCAGAAAUACCUCCAACAGCUGAACCUGGACAACAACAGGCUCACGGGAUCGGUGCCUGUUGGUUUCAGCGCUUCCAUUGAGAGAAUUUCGUUGCGCAACAACCGACUCUCAGGCAAGAUUCCUCCCAGCUUCUUCAAAGAAAGCCAGGCCGCUCAGAAAGUAGCGGGAAACAAUGUGCAAGCAGCCCAAGUCAUCACCAUCCAAGCACUGGGAGACCUCACGUAUCUUGACCUUAGCUCCAACUCCCUUGAAGGGAACAUCCCCGAUCAAAUCUCCGAGCUCACGAAACUCUGGGUUCUUGACCUUAGCUCCAACUCCCUUGAUGGAACCAUCCCCAAUAAGAUGUCCACGGUCUCGCAACUCAUGACCCUUGACCUUGGCUCCAACUCCUUUUCUGGAAGCAUCCCCGAUUGGAUAUCCACGCUCGCGUAUCUAACUACACUUGACCUUAGCUACAACUCCCUCAAUGGAACCAUCCCGAGCGGGGUAGGCGAGAUCCCGUAUCUUAAUGUGAUGGACCUGAGCAACAAUCAGCUGAGCGGAAGCAUUCCGGACAGCCUGUCUCGUCUCCGAUAUAUGACAAUGCUUGACCUGAGCUCCAACCUGCUUGAUGGAACCAUCCCCGAUAAGAUCUCGGAGCUCCAGCAACUCAGCGUGCUUGACCUGAGCAACAAUCGUCUGAGCGGGAGUGUGCCACACGGCUUGACCGGUCUCACUCAGCUCACAGUCCUUAGCCUGCGCAACAACCAACUGAGCGGCUGUCUGCUGCAGCCCAUCCCUCCCUCCGUCAAGCAAUACCAACUAGACAGCAACUUCUUCUCCUGCGGCUUCUCCUCUCCGCCCGACUGCACCAACACCAUCAUAGCCGUGCAAGCCAACUGCCUUGGCACGGCAGACGUGCCGCCCUGUCCCAUGGACCCGCAGCGAGUGACAGAGGUCUGCGCGUCCUUCUGCGGUCUUUCUGCCACCUCACUUCCCUGCGCCGGGCACGGCACGUGCUUCUAUUCCGGUCCCAACAAGAUCCCCACGUGUGCCUGCAACACUGGGUAUACCAACGGGGAGCUUCCAGGGACAUGCGUGGCCGUUGUUGCUGCUGGUCCUACUCCGGCUGACUUCUCCCUCCUGACCUCGAUCAGUGUUUCUUCUGGCGACGGUGGCGGAGCGGCGAUGGCGGUGAAAGGAGCAGCAGCGGCGCAGCCGGAUAACAGCGUGGUGCUGACGAGCAACAGCCAGGCGGCAUGGGGAGCCGCGUUCCUGGUGUCGCGCGUGCGGCUCUUCUCCUACACCGUCAAGAACCACUCGUGCGGCCGCGAGAUCGGCCUCAAGCUCUCCUUCUCCUUCUCCCUCGCCCCGGCCACCGGCAGCAACAACGUCGGCAAGGGAGGCCUCGCGUUUGUCAUCGCAGCAGCAGAUGCCGUUCCCGGGGGUGAUGGCAGCACUCUGGGUUACUCCGGCAUGAGCGAGCGCAGCAUCGCAGUGGAAUUUGACACGUUUCAGGAUGCGAGCAGCAGCGACCCGGACAGCAGCCACGUGGGCAUCAACGUCGGCGGCUCCGUGGUUUCCAUCUCCACUGCAGCGGUGCCAGGGCUGAACACAGGGAGCACCAAGUACACGUGGAUCGACUACUCUCCCAUGAAAGGCGGCCUGCUGUCCGUGUAUGUGGCUAGUGCUGCCUCUCGCCCCGCCAAGCCGACUCUCAAGCGCAGUGUGUCGCUGUGUGAUGUGCUGAAGCCCACGUUUGAGCAGGCCACGUUUGUCGUUGGCUUCACUGCUGCCUCGUCUGACCCGCCUCAGAAGCAAACGGUGCUGCAGUGGUCGCUGGAUACAGAUUUUCCAACCCAGGACACCGUAACAGCCCUACCACUGGGCUUCACGCUAGCAGAGGCCACGUUCACCACCUCAGGAGUCAACCGUUUCUUCCGCUACGCCAGUGCCGGCGCGCUGCAGCCCUCCUCCUCCUCAGGAGGAGCACCGGGGGCGAGCACAGCGGACGAGGAGCAGCAGUGGGCAGUGGCGACCAACAUGACAUGGGUGCGCGCAGACCUUCUUCCCAGCUGGUCGGUGCCCAGCCAGGGGGGGUGUGGCGACUGCUGGGCCUACGCUGUGGUAGCAAGCAUCGAAGCCGCCUACGCCAUCCUUGCAAGCAACGGCUCGCUGCCCGUCUUUUCUGUUGACUCGCUCGUUGCUGAUAUGAAGGCGGAUUGUUCCGGGGGAUCGCCUUCUAAGGCCUUUCAGUACCUGCUUUCUGUUAGCAAGCGCGGCGGGGGGUUAGAGGUGCAACAGACGGGAGGAGGAGCAGCAAGGGUUAAGAAGGGCGGAGCGAAGGGCGCGACGGGUGUGGCUGUGGCAGUGGGAAGCGGUGCGGUGGGGUUGCAGGGGAAACAGGGAAAACAGGGGGCACUGACAUCGGCAGCAGCAGCGGCGGCAGCAGCGGGUCAGAGUCCACUGUGCUCGCCGCUGCUGAAGCCGAUAGCAGCUCUGUUUGGAAUCAACUGCACACCACCCAAGCAGACAACCAAACCCACCGUGGUGCGGCCGGGCUACAGCAUAACGGGCUUUGAGCGGGCGGCCUUCUACAGCUGGUUUGGGCUCGUGCUGGCGGUGCAGCGGCAGCCCGUGGUGGUGCACAUAGAGGCGUCUGCCGACUCCUUUCUCAACUACGACGGGCUGUGCAAGUACCAGGACCCGGCGUGCUUCACGUACAACCUGAACCACGUGGUGCUGCUGGUGGGGUACCGCCUGGUGGGGUUUGACGAAGCCUUCCCCCACAUGUCGCCGCCUUAUUGGAUCAUCCGCAACUCGUGGGGGCCUGACUGGGGCGAUGGGGGCUACAUGCGCAUGGACAUCCAAGGGGGGAAUGGCGUGUGUGGCAUCAACACUCUGCCAGGAGUCUACCCUAUCGUUCUUGACAAGCAGGAUCCGUGCAACAACCGGGCGCACCACGAUACGAUCGGCGCAGUGUUGAACCCGUGUGGCAACUUCAAGUGCACGGUGACUGCUGAUGGCACGUCCAACCGCUGCGACUGCAACACGGCAUCUGACGGUCGAUUCAUUGAGGCCAACAACACAGAUGGCUCCCGCACCUGUGCCUACGUGGAUGCCUGUGCAGCGCAAAUCCGCAACCCGUGUGCAGUGGGAACGUGUGUGAAUGACGGGGCGGGGUCAUACUCGUGUGUGUGUCCACUGGGCUUCAGGCAGGGCACCACCGUCGAUGGCACCUUCUCCUGUGCUCCUGGCAGCACCAACGGCACCUACACUGUGAUCUCAAACAAUGUCAAGUGCUCAGACGUCUUUCCCAUCUACGGCCUCUCCCUGGAACAACUCAAGCAGCAGAACCCGUCCAUUGCGUGUGACGCGCCUCUACCAGUGGGCACGGUGCUCCAAGUGGCUCCGCCCACCACCAUCACGCCCUGCACUGUCUACUACACCACGGAGGAGGGUGACACGUGUGAGGCCCUGGCGACGUACUUCUCGCUGGCCAGCACGUGCCCAUCCUCUGAGUGCACGGCAGCCUUCCAGGCGCUCAACCCGGGGGUGGACUGCACCGCCAACAGCGCCAAGCUGCCCCCGAGCCAGGCCGUGUGUGUGGAGCGGCGGGCGGAGAUGGUGGGGGUGGUGGCGCUGUGCUCGCAGUACUACUAUGUGGAGAGCGCCGAGACGUGCGAGUCCAUCCGCAACGUGCCCGACCCGCCUCUCUCCCACGUUGACUUCUACCGCCUCAACCCCGGCAUCAAGUGCAGCCGCCUCGUGCCCAAGACCGACGUUGGCACCUUCACCGGCUUCGAGGCUUGUGUUGGGAGCACGGACAGUCUUCUCCAAGGGACAUGUCCCCGUGCCACUGCCAUUACAAUCGGCACUGGUGAUCGCUGCACAGCUAUCCAGGUCAAGUAUUUCCGAGGGUAA
Molecule: messenger RNA, 5058 nt
Organism: Closterium sp. Yama58-4
Lineage: Eukaryota; Viridiplantae; Streptophyta; Zygnematophyceae; Desmidiales; Closteriaceae
Source: the annotation of a GenBank genome assembly